Molecule: messenger RNA, 6861 nt
Organism: Coregonus sp. 'balchen'
Lineage: Eukaryota; Metazoa; Chordata; Actinopteri; Salmoniformes; Salmonidae
Source: the annotation of a GenBank genome assembly
AUGAGUGGUGAUUGUGGGGGUCCUAACUCCCCUGGUAUGUGUCUAGCGGUCUAUCAGAGCCACAUCCUGCUCUGGAACCUCAGUUACUCAUGAUGGGUUCAGACCCUCAGAUGCAGGCCCUCUCUGGUUGUGUUUACUGAAGAUUCUACCCUUCUCCCCCACUAACCUUCUCUCUCUCUUCUCCAACAGUCCUUCAGCUGAGGCUACAGCAGAGACGUACCCGUGAGCAGCUGGUAGACCAGGGCAUAAUGCCACGUGAGUGUGGCCACUGUCACUUCAUAAAGUCAUAAUGUAGUUAUCUGUCUGUUGAUGAAGCUGACAUAAUGUGUUUCUGUCCAUGCAGCUCUAAAGAGCCCAGCGGCAUUCCAUGAGCAGAUACGCAGCCUGGAGAGAGCCCGGGUAAGAGCUCAGCCUUGCAAAUACAUUCCUUAAUAUAUUCAGUAACUUCUUGCAUUGAAAUUACUUGACAAUGCCCUGACCCCCUGUUCCCUACCCCAGACUGAGAACUUCCUGAAGCACAAGAUCCGCAGCCGACCAGAGAGAUCUGAGCUGGUCAGAAUGCACAUCCUCAAGGAGACUGGGGCAGAGCCCUCACUGCAGGCCACCCAGAUGAAGCUGAAGAGGGCCAGGCUGGCUGACGACCUGAAUGAGAAGCUGGCCCAGCGACCCGGCCCCAUGGAACUGGUAGAAAAGAACAUUCUGCCUGUAGAAUCCAGCGUCAAGGAGGCCAUCAUUGGUGAGAGUGAUCUCGAUCUGGAGCCGUAUGUAUCAAGUCUCAGUGUAGGAGUGCUGAUCAGGAUCAGUUGUCUUUCUAGCUCAUAAUGAAUAAGAUUAGAUGGACAGCCGAAACCUGAUCCUAGAUCAGCACUAAACGGGCCCAGAUCACACAAUUCUUAGACCUCUUCGUUCACCUUUCCCCCUUUUUAACGUGGUCCUUAGUUACAUUUACGUCAUUUAGCAGACGCUCUUAUCCAGAGCGACUUACAGUUAGUGAGUGCAUACAUAAUUUUUUAUACUGGCCCCCCAUGGGAAUCGAACCCACAACACUGGCGUUGCAAACGCCAUGCUCUACCAACUGAGCUACAUCCCUGCCGGCCAUUCCCUCCCCUACCCUGGGCCAAUUGUGAGCCGCCCCAUGGGUCUCCCGGUCGCGGCCGGCUACGACAGAGCCUGGAUUCGAACCAGAAUCUCUAGUGGCACAGCUAGCACUGCGAUGCAGUGCCUUAGACCACUGCGCCACUCGGGAGUUAAUGUUAUGUAUUAAUGUUGACUGUGUUGGUCCCUCAGUAAACUACCCCAAAGCACUGGACGCCUACGGGUUUGAGGAGGACAGCGGGGAUGCCCUGUCUCCAGAGCAGCCGGCCAGCCACGAGUCCCAGGCCUCCGCACCCUCCCCCUCCCCUGGGGAACCCCGGGCCCUGGACGCCCCCUGUCCACCACCGCUGCCCACCACCACCAACAACCAUACCAUUUUACAGGUAGGGACUAGGGAGGAUCUUUAUCCACUCAAAUUUCCUCUUGAAGGACAAUAAAUAUGCUUCAUCAUACUUAGUGUUGCAAAGGGAGGGUAUAUUACUGUUAACUUUCUAAGUUUACCAGUAAACUACCAGAAUUUUGGUAGCUUUCAAGGUUUUGGGGGAAUUCUAUAAGAUGACAUCUAGUGGCUUUUUAGGUGUCUAUAAUUAAAAUAAUCAAAUAGCAUGAUUUAAAAAUGUUAAUGACAACAUAAAUAUAAACCAUGAACUUAAUGAAUACCAUUGGUGUCCUGUGUAGCUCAGUUGGUAGAGCAUGGUGCUUGCAAUGCCAGGGUUGUGGGUUUGAUUCCCAUGGGGGACCAGUACGAAAAUGUAUGCAUUCACUAUUGUAAGUCGCUCUGGAUAAAGAGCGUCUGCUAAAUGACUAAAAUGUAAUAAUGUGUUUAAUAUGAGGGUUUCAGCAUGAAAUAUCCUUUAUCAUUUUUAUACACUUAGACUAUGUCUUCGUUGUAAAUGUUUUGGCGCCAAACUGGUGGCAGUUGUGAAAAAAGUUAAUAGUUGAAAGCGUUGCAGAAUUAAUAGAAAAAUAAUGCCAUUGUUGAUUAGAUGCUUUUUUCAUUAAUUAGGCCAUUUUUCUCUUGAACCAUAUGGUCUAGCCACUAGAAACUCAUGGACAAUAUGGACACAGAUAUAAAAAAUGAAUACUAUAUCUUACAUUUUUAAAAAGUAUAAAUUACCAAAGUUACAAUAGAUUACCUGUUUAUUACUGAAGAUUCCGGUAACUUUGGUAAAUGACUGGUAGAUUUGCGUCCCUAAUAAUACCCCUCAUUUUUUGUCUACCCCUGAAGGAUUGUAAUAAUUAAGAAUUUAGGUAAAUAUUAUUGAUAUUGAAACAUAGGCUUACCUGUUAUAACUGAAAUGUUAUUGUGUUUCUCUGACUUCUCUUUCUGUCCCAGCCCUUCCCUGUUGUCACCCAGGCAACAGCAGACUUCCUCAAAGCGCUCUCCACCAAUGAGCCACCAGUCAACCGCCCAGCUCCCUCACCUCAGCCAAUCACCACUGUCGCUUCUCAAAAGCCAGGGCCCAGCCUAGUGAAAGUAAGCAGACACGUUGUUUUGUCUACUGUUUAGGGAAUUAGUUCACAUUGAAACAAAAGCUCAGUCUUUGAACUAGCAUUGAAUCCAAAUCGAUGAAUAAAGGUGUUUGACAGUUUUUUUUUUUUUUUUGAUCUUUCUGUACUCAAAUCUGAAUUAAAGUAAUUGAAAAAUACAGUACUUGAGUCACUUCUAAACACAGAUGGUCAGAGCUGACCCUGUUUAUUAAAACAAGUCUAAGACUGACCAAACCACUAUAACCUGCGAAAUGGGAGACAAUACACACAGCCAAUCAGUUGCACUAAAAGACACCAACUGACCUUUCUGCCUAGAGCGUACAAACUGACCCUGUAGUCUACCUGGGGUCAUUUCUUCAAUUCCUAACUGGAAUGUGCCCACUGGUAAAAACUCAACUUUUAACCCAAAAAGGAAAUCCCUUUUUAGAUGACUGUUGUUUUUUAUGUCAAUGUAUUUUAGUUUAUUUCAGAGUGGACCUCAUCGUAUAAAGCGCAUCUCAUUUCAUAUUGUUGUGCAAUGAUGUUUUAUAUAAUAAACUUGAACGUUUUGAAGCAUGUGCAUCUUCUUUAUCUUGCCAUUUCACCUCCUCUCUCAUCCGACAGCAGAGCCAGCCCAGGCAGGCGGGGGAGAGGAAUCGCAGUAAGAAGGGCAAGGAGCCCAAGCCCCGGGUCAAGAAGUUAAAGUACCACCAGUACGUCCCCCCGGACCAGAAACAGGAAGCCAGCGAAGCCCCCAUGGACUCAUCCUACGCCAAGAUCCUCCACCAGCAGCAGCUUUUCCUCCAGCUGCAGAUCCUCCACCAGCAGCAGCAGCACUACAACUACCACACCAUUCUUCCUGCACCCUUAAAGUAGGAUAUUACUGUCAUAUCAGGGGCAAAUCCUAACUUCCACUUUGUCAAUGGGAGACCAAGUGCAAAUGUGAUUUAAAUGGAAGUUAGGAUUUGCCCCUUACUAGGCUAUCAACCUCUUUGACGUAAAGACCGGAUCCGUCUACCCGUUUUUCAAACAAAGGUUUACAAGAGAACAUUAUGUUAGCUGGAAAGUACCUAAAAAGCAACCCAGCUGUUGUUGUUUCCAAUGGCCCAAAUGGCAAUAGGACAAUUAGCUAGUUUCCAAUAACAAAUCCUCUGUAAUGAUAUUAAUAACCUGCAGGAUGUUGUCUUAGUGGGAGUUGAUCCAGGGCCCAUUAGAACUGUGUAUGUCAGUUAUUGUUGGAACUCUGCAUUGUUCCAUUGACUGACUGUGUACUGAGGCGCCGGGCAGAGGAAGCUCCUUAGUUCCCUUCAUAUUGCUAACACAUUUCCUUUCUCUCUCUCUCUCCACCCCCCCGUCCCUCCAUUGUUACCUUCUCCCUCUCUCUCCACCCCUCCCCUCUUUCCCCUCUCCCUCCUUCACCAUCUCUCACUCCACCCUCUUUACUCUCCCUCCUUCCCCUUGUUUCUCUCUCCAUUCCCCUUCCGCUCUUCCUCCAGGCCUGUAGCUGAGGGUCAGAACAGCGCUGUGAACGGUCUGCCAACCUCUAUAGUGGUGUCCCUGCCGCCCGCCCCCCCUGUCACUGUCCCGCCUCCUACCCCUGUCCGCCCCAACAGCCUGUCCAACCGCAAGCCUGGCCACCUGCCCCCCAACCUGGAGGACAUGAAGGUGGCCGAGUUGAAACUGGAGCUGAAGUUGCGAAGCCUCCCUGUGUCAGGGACCAAGACUGAUCUCAUCGAGAGGCUGAAACCUUACCAGGAGAGCCCCAGCACCCCAGCCCUGACCCCCGGCCUUAACACCCUCCCAUCCUCAGUCCCUAUGGAGGUCAGCUCAUCCCCCGCAGUUCACCUAGCUGCCCAUCAGGUGGCACCAGAGAGCAUGAGCUCCACACACCCAGUGUCCCCAAUCCCCACAGACCUCUCCACCUUUAGAGACAACAGAGGGGUGUCCGAGUUCCUUUGCGACCCCCAGAGUGUGAGUCCCGGUCGUGCAGGCGCAGGGAUGUCCCCCCUGAGGCCAGGUGUUGUCCCUGGUCGUGUCCCGGAGGAGAAGGACCGACGGCUCCAUGAGAAGGAACGUCAGAUCGAGGAGCUGAUGAGGAAGCUGGAGCAGGAGCAGAGGCUGGUGGAGGAGCUGAAGAUGCAGCUGGAGGUGGAGAAGACCCAGCCUCUACAGGGACCCUCCACAGACCCUGUCCCCAUGAUCCAUACUUCCAACAAGGUCAAACUGGAAGACCGGGUCCUCCCUAACUGCUCAGCCAGGGUUACCUCAAACAUGGCUCCCCAGACUCAGCCUCACUCUCUUCCAACCGUGGUGAAGCUGGAGGAUGUCAUCUGCAACUCCCAGCCCCCGCACCAGCCCAACUCGACCCCCAGCCUGCCCCAGUUCUUCAUCAGCCACCAGGGGACAGUGUCCCAGGUUGUAGGCCAGCCUGGCACCCAGACCCUGCUUGCAGCCCAGGAUGGCACUACCCAGAUCCUCCUACCUGUCCUCCAGGCUACGAUGUCAAAUCAAGCCCCAGGCCUGAUCCAGGCCUCAGUGCCCCAGCUACACACCACCAAGAUGGAGACUCGGCAGGCCUCAACUCAACAGCAGAGACCUAAUCACAACCACAUGCUGCAGGUAAGUCAUACCACACCAGAAUCCUGGAAAAUAUGGAUCUGAAACGUGCUUGAAAUAAGAUCUAGUAGGACUGGUGAUGAAGUUAAGGUUAACCCCUUUUUGUGUGUCACUCUUCUACAGACUUUCACAGCGUGCAACAACCCUGGCUCUGGGAUGGUGGAGAACCAUACAAGGCUUGACAUGCAUCCCCAGUGUUUCCUGAGCAGCUCCCCAGAUAACAGGCUCUCUCCCGAGGGGGCUUCACCCAACCACACCCUCUCCAAGGGGCCUGUCAACAAGGUACCCAUAGGUGUAUUAUUAGAAAACAUCAUCCUCUAACCUCUAGGUUAAAUGUGACGCAAAAUACACAUUGUAAACCACCUACCUUUCCAGUUCCACUUUCUCUCUCAAAUCCUCUCAAAUCUUACAUUGGUUAUGUGAGUUGUUGUUACAGACAAGGUAGGUUGUGUUUGUUCAAUGUUUUCUUCUUCUUAUCCCCCUCUCCAUCUCUGUCUCCAUCCCAGCCCGCCUUCAUCCUCCAUCCCUCCUCCCUCGUGACCCAGCCCCCCACGACCAGGGAGCCCCCCCGCUACGAGGAUGCAGUCAAACAGACACGCAACCUGAAGCAGGCCAACAACCUUACACAGGUGAACACACACACACACAGACAAACACACACUCAUACAGUAACAGACACACACACACAGACAAACACACACUCAUACAGUAACAGACACACUCAUACAGUAACAGACAAACACACACUCCCACAUAUAUACAGUAACAAACACACACACAUUCACAAAUAUAUGAGGUACUCUCCCAAGUCCUGAGGGACUGUAAUGCUAUUGGUCACACCCCAGAGACUGUAAUGCUAUUGGUCAUGCAUCUCCACCCCCUUACCUUAUUGUCUCUUUCUCAGGUUUCCACGGCAACCAGCCAGCAAAUGGAUGACCUAUUUGACAUCCUGAUUCAGAGUGGAGGUGAGAGUUCACAGCAUCAAGAAACAUUUACACCUUUAGCUCCUUGUCAUAACCCUGAAGGGACUGACCUAGUUAUGAUUAUCUGGCCGUUUCAUAUCUGUAAACAGUAAUAAAGUUGGAGUUUGUUUUUAGACUUCACAUUAACAUUAAAGAAGCCUGUGUUUAAUACAGGUGAUUAAUCUGUCCCCAUCUUCUAUUUCCUCCAGAGAUCACUCCUUUCAUCCAGCAGCAGGACCUUCUGUCUCUCAGCACCAAGACUGUUCCUAUCACAGCCAACAUCACUACCCUCCCUGUCAACACUGCCCUGUCCAGGCCCCCUCCGCAGAUCCAGGUAGCUCCCCCUCCCACCCCGCCCGUCGACCCCCUCCAUCUCCCAAGCCUGGCCUCCCUGACCUCAGACAACCAGCUGGAGGCCUUCCUGGAGGGGACCCUGAACGACCCAUCCCCAACUACGGACCCCCGCACCCUGGGUCUGAUCGAGGAGCUGCAGUCCCAGCUCCUGGAUCAACCCUACUCCCCCAUGGACACCUCGGAGCUGUCCUUCUGCGACUCCACGUCUCCCCCCUCCCUCAAUAUGGGCCUGUCUGACACAGCCCUAGACAACAUGGAGUGGCUGGACCUAACCAUGCCACCCGGCCCCGCGGGGGGGCUCACGCCACUGGGGAUUCCUUCAGACUUCCUGGAUACACACGACCUGCAGCUGCACUGGGACUGA